AUGGCUCCCGCAGCGCUUGUCGCAUCUCUUCCGGCUCCUGUGCCAGUCGGACCUGCCACCAAGAAGGCCACACGUCCAACUAAGCCAAUUCCUCAGUCUUUGAUUGAUGGUGCCAAAAUCGGCAGAAGCGAGUCGUCCGAUCCCAGCAAACAUCUGAAAUUUCAACCUCCGAAGAAUAUUCGCACAAUGAAGAAAAUCGGCUUAGAGGGCCAGGGCGCCAUCAAGCAGAUGCGUGCGGAGAUCUUCAGCGAGAAAGUCCUCGAGGAGUGCCAAUACUCUUCUACUUUCAACCCAAACAUGAUUCGAGGGAUGGGUCCUGCACGAGCCCCCUUUGCCUACGAUGCGUGGAAGUCCCCCGAGGUUCUACCCAAGAUCUCCGAGGUUGCAGGAAUCGACCUUGUCACAUCCUUCGACUUUGAAAUCGCCAAUAUCAACAUCACCAUCCCGAGCGAGAACCAAGACAUCGAUGAAAUCCUCGACACACCUUUUGCAGACCGAACAUCUGCUGUCGCCUGGCACUACGACAGCUUUCCAUUCGUAUGUGUCACUAUACUCUCCGACUGCACCGGUUUGGUCGGUGGAGAAACUGCAUUGAAGACUCCGAAAGGAGAAAUCCUGAAGGUCCGAGGCCCGGCCACUGGAACUGCAGUGGUUAUGCAGGGAAGGUACAUUGAGCACCAAGCUCUCAAAGCUAUGGGUGGUCGCGAGCGCAUCAGUAUGGUUACUUGCUUCUGUCCUAAGGACCCCCUGGUCAAGGACGAGACCGUUCUGGUCGGCGUACGGGGUGUCAGCAACAUCUCCGAGCUCUAUACCCAAUACACUGAAUACAGAAUGGAGAUUCUGGAGGAGCGCAUUCGCCACACGUUGAAGCAAGAGCGUGAGCGCGAGAUUGCGAAGCGUCCAUUUGACAUUGCAAAUACCCGGAGCUUCUUGCUAGAACAGAAAUUGUUCUUGGACUCUAUGCUUAACGAGAUUGUCGAGUUGGAUUAG
Penicillium argentinense is the source of this 990-nucleotide messenger RNA. RefSeq lists its product as uncharacterized. NCBI's taxonomy places the organism in Eukaryota, Fungi, Ascomycota, Eurotiomycetes, Eurotiales, Aspergillaceae. Bases 1 to 990 code for a protein of 329 amino acids. The transcript is spliced from 3 exons. The record is from RefSeq and is a predicted model, not a curated record.